Molecule: messenger RNA, 291 nt
Organism: Knipowitschia caucasica
Lineage: Eukaryota; Metazoa; Chordata; Actinopteri; Gobiiformes; Gobiidae
Source: the annotation of a GenBank genome assembly
AUGACAAGAGCAGAGUGGGGCGCCCCCCGAGGCAGUGCGAAAGAGCUCACUAGAGCUCAUGCGAGCCUACGCCUACCUCAAGCUGGCAUCCGUGACACCCCGCAUCCCCUGGUGCUGAUCGAUGUCGCGCAUGAGCCCUGCAAGAGAACAGAGGUAGAAAGAGGUAAUAAGAGUGCGAGUUUCGACACCGCUCUGAGAAAGAUAGGCGACCUCCUCGCCAUACUCAUACCUUUGAUCGAAAACCAGCGUCCCGAAGAGUGUGAGAUCGCUCUAUUCGCAUCCGUCGUGUAG